Messenger RNA from Microstroma glucosiphilum, 1077 nucleotides. RefSeq lists its product as hypothetical. The record is from RefSeq and is a predicted model, not a curated record. NCBI's taxonomy places the organism in Eukaryota, Fungi, Basidiomycota, Exobasidiomycetes, Microstromatales, Microstromataceae. The transcript is spliced from 2 exons. Gene Ontology annotation, biological process: (1->6)-beta-D-glucan biosynthetic process; cell wall biogenesis. Bases 231 to 917 code for a protein of 228 amino acids.
CCUCGACUGUCUGCUUGCCUUGCCGGUCUGUGACUGUCCCAUUCUCUUCUUUUCCUCUCCUAGUCUCUCCAUACAUACCACUCCCAAGCUCUCACUCCUCACUGCUCUCAUACAAACACUCCACGCUCCUUCUUUGGUACCAUCUUUGACCACCGUCCUUUCUCUAGUAUCAUCAUCAGCUAUCCAGCCGUGUCGCUCCACCUUCACCUCAACCCCAAGUCCUGCUAAAGAUGCAAUUCUCAAUCAUCGCUUCCGCCCUUCUGGCCCUUGCCUCAUCGCCAGCUCUGGCUACUCUCUACUUCACAAACCCUAUCUCGUCCUCAAACGAAGACGGUGGUAGCACUUUCCGCAUCAAGUGGGAGGACAAGGGCUCGCCUGCCCUCUCCAGCUGGGGAGGAAUUAACCUCUACCUCGCAACCGGUGACACAAGCACUCAAUACAAGCUCGACACGAUCGCUUCCGACCUCUCCACCAGCAGGACUUCUUACAAGUACAAGGUCCCCGCCAACGUGGGUCCUUCCGGAACCUACUACUUCAUUCGCGCCGAGUCCACCAAGACUGCAGCCAAUGGCACCGCCAACGACCUUGCCUUUUCUGCCAAGUUCAAGCUCGAACAAAUGACCGGGACCUUCAAUUCUACUGUCCUCUCUGCAGCAAAGGCAGCCGCAACCGUUGAUGCCAGCUCUGCGUCCACUGCUGCCUCGUCUGCUGCCGGCUCUGCAACGUCGUCCUCCUCGAAGAUGAGCACUGUUGCUAGUGGAUCUAGCACAUCAGCCAGCACUGCCACCACCAGCGGUACCGCUGCUCAGAACAAUGCAGCCAACUCCACCAGUGGAGCAGAGGGACUCUUUGCACCUCAACGCGUAGUCAUGGGAGCUCUGGGAGCCGUCGCCGCUGGAGUUGCUGUGCUACUCUGAGCAUCUGACGAGGUCGCCUCGAAGAUAGGAAUCAGGAGGCCAGGGGCCCCUUUCUCCUUUCCUCUCAGUCCCUUUACUUUUGUACGACUACCUCUUCUCUCCCAUCGCCCGCGCAAGCCUAGUGGCCGGGAAGGAGAGAAAUGAUGAUGGCCCAAGCAGA